GUCGGGGGCCUUUUACGUGUUACCAUGGUAACACGCUGUACACAACAGCUGGUCAAAGAGGGUGAAAUUCAGUCGCUCCUUUCUGCGCUUUGUUUGCAUUAACUAUGACUGCGCGUUCCGCCGGGCGUCCGAAAACACGAACUCCGAACCAGGGAUUUUCCAAUUAAGAGGACAAGAAGAUUGCUUCCUUGCAAUUCUUGCACCAACCAAAUGUAGAUGAUCAAGAUUUAAAGGAAAAUGGUACAAGACUGAAAUGCAGGAAGUAUGUGGCAGUUCAGCUGUAUCAGCAAAGAAGCCAGAAAAUAGGAGAAAUGUCAAGGAAAUCCAAAAUGGAUGUACCUAAACCUGCCUGUCUGACUUAUCAGUUACAAGACAGUGCCAUAAGAUACCAUCUUCCACUGAAAGAAUUAUUGCCAAGUGUGGAAGUGAAUGAGGGCUACUUGUCUAGCUGGCCUGGGCAUAUAGGUGGAGAGAUUGUUCAACAUAAACAAAAGUUUCACCCGUCAAAAAUUGACAAACAGCAUGGAUAUGGUCCUGCAUGUGCAAGCAAUACUCCAAAACCUCGGUUCUUGGAAAAGUUGGAAGACCACUUGAGAAAAGAGCUCCAAGUCUUGGAUCCAAAUGUGCCCAAUGCUCAAGAAGUUAAUCUACAAGCUUACCGUGAAGUGUUUGAAUAUUUCAUUGAAGAUCUAAAAACCUACAAGCCAUUGCUAUCUGCCAUCAAAAAUGAAUAUGAAAUUGCCCUGGCUCAGCAGCGAAAUCGAAUCCGUGAAUUGGAGCCAUUACAAAACAUGCUUGUAACCACAACUGAGAACUGUGAACAGAGGAUUCUUGCCCUGCGUGAAGAAGAAAAAUUUGAGAUCCAAUCACUGAAGCGUGAAAGAACACAGCUACUUGAAAAAAUUGAUGAUUUAAUGGAAGUGCAGGAUUCCCUAAAGAUCCAGGUUUGCAAGCUUCAGGAAGAUCUGGCAACCGAGUAUGAAAAAUACCGAGAACAAAAUGAUGCACGCAAACUUCUGAUUUCUGAUUUGAAUAAUCUGCGCAGUCAACAAGAAGCGUCACAUGAUUCUCACACAAAAGAAGCUGAUGCAGCUGAAGAUAGUGUAAAACUAAAGUUGGCAUUGAAAGUAGCUCGUGAAGACCUCAAGGCGCUGCAAGUGACACUAAAUGCAAUGAAGGCAGAGUAUGGAGAUGUGAUUCCAAGAAGGGAUUAUGAAUCUUUAGAAAAAAACUAUAAUGAAUUAACUGAGAAGUAUGAAAAUCUACAGAAGCAUUUUGCUCAGCUGAAACUGGAACACAAUACCCUGUUGGAAGUUAACAAGCAAAUCACUCUUCAGCGAGACCAACUGAGUGCGGAAGUUGAACUACUGAAAACUAAAAUGGCAGACCCUCAGAUGGCAGAUGAUCUAAAUAAAACAAAGGAAGAAUACUUUGAGGGAUUGGGUACUGGAGAAGAUGUUAUUCUUUUUCUUCGUCAUGACGGUCUUGUCCAGAACAUGAAUUUGAGCAAGGAGAAUAUAACCAGUGUGCUAAAAGAAAUCUGGAAGGAAAAGAUUGCAGAUGACCUUCAGAGUGGGACAAGUUCCAAUCUUCCUGAAUUUUUCCAUAGCUUUCUCCAGAAGAAAUAUGGAGACUCUGCCACACUCUGGGCUUACAACAUUUACUAUGGCUGCAGAAACCAUCAGACAGAUGAAUUCAUCAAUUUGUUUUUCUGCAUUAUCAAUGGAAUUGUUGAUGAAAGUGUAUACCAUGGGCAGAUGCAACUUAUUACAUACCUGUGGACUGAACUGACAAAUCGAGACACUGCCGGAAAAGGCAUCCUUUCCAAACAGGAGUUCAGUCAAACCUUGAAGUCAGCCUUUCCAAAUAAGCCUGAAAAAUACAUCAAUGAGCUUAUCACUGCUGCAACAACCCAACUUAGAGACAGCAAGAAAAUUAAUUACACAGCUUUAUUUAAAGAGAAUGAAGAUGAUACAGCAGGAUUGUUUGUUACAUUGCUACAAGGCCAGUACUCAGCAGAGAAAAUUAAGUACCUUGAUGAAUUAAGAAAUACAUUGGAAGAUAAAGAGGAACUGACUGUAGAUGACCUGAAAAAGGCUUUUCAAAAAAUUGACCCGUCUAUGGAUCCACAAACACUUGCUACGUACUUAGUUAAAGGUUUCCAAACUACAAGAGAACAGCUUGAUCAAGCGUCAGCGGUAGACACUGACACUGUUUUAGACCGACUACACGCAAACGAUGUGAAGAGGAUCGGACCACAGAAGUAGCAUGGAUAUAUUUCAAUCCAUUUUGCCUAAAGCUAAUGUUUUAAAAGUAUUGUGCACUUGAUUUUAACUAUUGGAAUAGUGUUAGAGACCAAGUGGAAUGUCACUAUUCUUGGAUAUGUAUUUACAUAACGUUCAUUGUUUGCUUCAAUAAAAUGAAUGUCCUCUAUCUGAAGGCAGUAUUUAUGACAACCAUGAAAAAUACAAAAAAGCCACAUGUUGAAGGUACAAUAAGUGUUUGAUUAUAGAUGUGAACUAUUAUAGUAAUUACUUUUUAAAAAUACAUGAUCACAACUUAACGGAGAAAAACUGCACAAAAAGAGAUUCUUCAGACAUUCAAGUAUGUACUGACCAUCAAGCACCCUUUUUUUUUUAAACAUUAAUCCUACUGUAGCCCAUUUUAUUCUCCCUACAUUAUCAACAAUAUCCAGAACCUAUCCCAGAUUUUUAAAUGUUGCAAGAAAGGAUUGCUGGGGCCUUGCUGAGGGUUUUGUAUCCUCUGGCCAUAGGUGAGGUCCCAGAGGACUGAAGAAUAGGCAAUGUUUUUCCUAUAUUUAUGAAGGGCAAUGGGGAUAAUUCAGCAAAUUAUACACCAAUAACCUGUACAUUAGAGGUAAUUAUUGGGAAACAUCCCUCGGGAUAGUAUUUGCUGUAUUAGAAACUGUAGGUUUAUUAGAGGAUAGUCAGGAGAGAUUGUGCCUUACAAAUGUAACUUUAUUUCCUGAGGUGAUGAAGAUGAUUCUUGCGAGUAGAGCAGUGGAUGUUGUAUAUGUGGCUUUAGUAAAGUUUUCAACAAGGCCUCUCAUGGUAUGUGGAUCAAUAAGAUUAAGACAUGCAUGAUCCACAGUGAAUUGGAUUGUUCUCGAUAGCCAAGAUGAUUUUAAUCCUGAAAGUAGAGGUGGAAAAGCAUUAUUCUUAUUGGCGAUCACUUCUGCACUGAUCCAUGCUGGGACCUCGGUUACUUGCGAUAUAUUUAAAGGAUUGGAAUGAAAAUAUACAUUAGGUGGGCUGAUAAAUAAAUUUGCAGAUGGCACAAAAAUUAGUAGAGUUGUGGAUCAGGAGUAAAGUUGUCAAAAGAUUCAGCAGGAUUUUGACCAGUUGGAAAUAUGGAUUAGCAAGAAUUACCUAUAAGAGGAGGCUGGAGAAACUUUCUGAUUGUCUUCUCUGGAAUGCUGGAACCAUAAAAUUAUGAGAUACUGUAGUAGGUCAUCUUUUCCCCAGGGCAGACAUGUCAAAUACGACAGCGAGUUGGUUUUGGUGGUGGGGGGGAAGGUGUGGUAAAGCUUAAAAGAGAUUUGUGAAACAGGUUUCUUUUUCUUAUAUACAUUGAGGGUUAGGCACCUGGAAGAUGCUGGAAGCAGAUAUGAUAGCAACAUUUAAAAUCUAUUUAGCCAACAGAGGAAUGGGCAGGGAAUGGAGGGACAUAGACCAUGUAUAGGCAGGUGGGAUUAUUUGCAUAUUCAUGGUGUGCCCAAGGCUCUGUUCCUCUUCUGUCCUAAUCUGUGAUCUGUAUAUAAAUCUCAUAUUAUAUUUUAGACAGAAACACAUCUCUCUCUGCAGCUGCCUGUUUAAAUAGCAAUUUUUAAAAAAUCAGUUCAGUCAAAAUCAUCUCAUUAAGUAGGACAAAUUGCUUAUCUGUAAACUGAAAAUGGGAAACCUUGUAGGUUAUUUAGAGUGCAAAAUAUGCAAUAAAGAGAAAGUACCUAAUAUUACUUGGAUAUUAAGAUGAUCUCACCAUUUCAGAAAUAACUGUACCUGCUUUCAAUUGAAAGGAACAAGCAUUAUUCUACAACUUCUUCACUUAAUCACUUCUUAAUUGCCAAUCAAACCUAGUAUUUAUGGUUGUGUGUUAUGGUAAUACUACAGCUUCAUUUUUUCUUACCGGAAUAAAAUUUUAAGAUGGCAAGCCAGCUACUUUUUCAGAACCAGCUUCCAACACCCCCACCCCCACCACACCCUGUGCUACUCUACAUUUACUGGAAUUUGGCCUCACACUGCAGCAGUGAAAUCAGACUAUGAUGAAAGAAAAUGUGUGACCCAAUUGUACACUGUUACUAAUCUUGGGCUACUGAAAACUCUUGCACAACAAAUUUUUCUCUUUCCUCCACUACACAAUGUUCUUGAACUGAAUUUCUGGUCUUGUAAUCAGAAAAUAAAUUACACAAUUUUACUUUUCUGUUCAUUUAACGCAAUACAAAAUUAA
This is a messenger RNA of Hypanus sabinus (Atlantic stingray), 4467 nucleotides long. RefSeq names its product translin-associated factor X interacting protein 1 (gene tsnaxip1). Lineage: Eukaryota; Metazoa; Chordata; Chondrichthyes; Myliobatiformes; Dasyatidae. Gene Ontology annotation, cellular component: cytoplasm. The record is from RefSeq and is a predicted model, not a curated record. The transcript is spliced from 17 exons. The coding region runs from base 312 to 2267 and encodes 651 amino acids.